UCAUCAUCGAGCGUUACCGCAAAGACAUCCGGUCAUCCUUUGAACCUCACCGUGCGUAUGUAUUAACACACAGCGCCUCCUGGAUUUUUUAGUUUUCAACAAAACAAGUGGCUCUGAGGCAAACAAGUGACUCUGAGGGGGAGGUACUAGCAUGACUGAAAGGGAGUUGAUUGACAAAGAUAAACUUGUACUUCGAGGUUUGCAGUUCUAUGGCUUUCAUGGAGUGAAGCAAGAAGAAAAGACUCUAGGACAAAAGUUUGUCGUGGACGUUGACGCAUGGAUGGAUUUUAGUGUUGCUGGUGAGACUGACAGCAUAUGUGAUACAGUUAGCUACACUGAUAUCUACAGGAUCGUCAAGGACGUAGUUGAAGGCCCAUCUAAUAAUCUUUUAGAAUCAGUGGCUCACCGGAUUGCAAGAGACACACUGCUUAAGUUCCCUCAAAUCUCCGCUGUCCGAGUGAAAGUUGGGAAACCUCAUGUUGCUGUGCAAGGAGUCGUUGAUUAUUUAGGUGUUGAGAUAUUGAGGUAUAAAAAGGACAUCAGAGGAAGUUCAUCGGGAGCUCCAAUAAUCUAGUGUCAUACUGAGGAUUGCAUGUCCACAUUUUAUUUUUGGAGUUGUUUGUACUUUGUACCUCAAUUAUUAGUACUCAAUGUUGGUUUUAAAAGCUAUUAUUCAUCUAAAAGUGGGUGAAGCUACCCUCUGGGGCUGAAGUAAAUAUUGCAAGUUAUCUUCUCUGAAAACUUUUGCAAGCAUUGCUUGUUGAGAUUGAAAUUUUAGUUUUCAAGUA
This is a messenger RNA of Brachypodium distachyon (stiff brome), 788 nucleotides long. RefSeq names its product dihydroneopterin aldolase 2. The record is from RefSeq and is a predicted model, not a curated record. Gene Ontology annotation, molecular function: dihydroneopterin aldolase activity. Gene Ontology annotation, cellular component: cytoplasm. The transcript has 3 exons. Gene Ontology annotation, biological process: folic acid-containing compound metabolic process. Lineage: Eukaryota; Viridiplantae; Streptophyta; Magnoliopsida; Poales; Poaceae. The coding region runs from base 152 to 574 and encodes 140 amino acids.